Messenger RNA from Dipodomys ordii (Ord's kangaroo rat), 2523 nucleotides. RefSeq names its product zinc finger, B-box domain containing (gene Zbbx). The record is from RefSeq and is a predicted model, not a curated record. The transcript is spliced from 19 exons. Gene Ontology annotation, biological process: cilium movement. Lineage: Eukaryota; Metazoa; Chordata; Mammalia; Rodentia; Heteromyidae. Bases 1 to 2523 code for a protein of 840 amino acids. Gene Ontology annotation, cellular component: motile cilium.
AUGAACACCAAAGAUUUUGUAGUUAUCCCAUGGGGCAAACCUGGAAAUUCUGUAAAGCUAAAAUAUAAAAAUGCUCAAGAACUACGAAUGGAGAAAAUACAGUUAGAAUUGGAGAACGAAGAGAUGAAAAAGAAAUUCAAAGAAUUUCAAUCCACAAGGAGCAAAGAAAGGGAUGAAACACAGUCAAGUGGAUAUCAUUGGAAAUCUGGAAAAGUGGGUAGAUUGGGCAAUCAGUCACGCACAAUGUCACAAAAUAAAGGAAAUGCAAUUAAGUUUCCUGGUGGAAAACUGAAAUUAAAAUUAUUGAAGCACGAGAGUCAAGAGACAGUAAGACAGCCAGUUAAGCACAAGAUGGCAAAUUCUCCUGGAAGUGAAAAACUCAAGACAAAAGGGAAGACUUGUGGACAGUGUGAGAUAAAAUCUGCUCUCCUAGUAUGCCUUGAAUGUGGUGAAGAUUAUUGCACAGGCUGCUUUGCUAAAAUUCACCAGAAGGGGGCACUCAAGCUCCACCGAACAACACUUUUACAGUCAAAAUCUCAGAUAUUGUCCAGUGUGUUGGAUGUUGCGCAUCGAUUCAUAAAAGAAGUGAAUCCGGAUGAAGCUAAAGGAGAGAAUAUCUCAAUAAAAGAGGCCAAUAAAAGCCAGAGUAGGCCCACAUCCCCACCUGUGUGGACCAGCAGCUCUGAGGUAAAAAGAAACAAGACGGAUCGGGGGGAAUGCACAAGUCCGGGAGACCAGCUCUUGUGUGAAGGAGUUUUUGAUGAAGUGGCUUCUGCCCAAUAUUUCCAAGAAGCGUUAAACCAUUGGAGAGCUGGAAAUUCUGACAACAAGGAGAAGCAGAACUCACAGGCAGGAAAACCAGCCUCAUCGGAAGAAUGCGAAGUGCAAACUAAUCUGAAAAUUUGGAGUGAACCAAUUAAUAUCGAAUUUGCUGAAGACAGUCUAUCAUAUAUGGAAAAAUUAUGGCUUAGAAAACACAGGAGAACACCACAGGAGCUGCAGAGCACGCAGUCCGAUCCUGUCACCUGUGUGAGAGAAACAACUAGCGAAGCAGAGUGCUCCUGGAAUGAAAAAGAGGACAAAGAAGACAAUAGUGAUGAUGAGGAGAUCAAAAUACAGUAUCCUACUCCUUUUCUGCCAAUAGAAGAAAUAAAAUUAGAGAGAUUUGAGCCAUCGCUAACGAUAAUAGAAUUGGAUGAUACUUGUGAAGAGGAACCGGAAGAACAGGGAAAUGCCGUGCCUUACAAAGUUGAACUAGUUGAUUCAGACAGUCAGCUAAGUUUUAUAUUUCCUGAUUGUCAGAAGAGUGGUUUUCCCUAUGAAAUCGACAUCUAUCAACAUCAUGUUACAAACAAGGGGAAAACAGACUUCUCAAGUUUUUGCCUGAGAAGCAGCUCUUCUCAAAGCAAAGUUAAUUUCCAAGCGGGCCUGUCAGAGACAGAUGCUGACAGCACCGUGGAUAAACAUGUUCAUUCAUUUGACAUGGACAACCCAGGGGAAAGUAGUACUCACCCAAGAGAUGGAAGAGAAAAAUCUAUCAGCAUGGAAAGUAACAAAACGCCAAAUGAUGGCUGUGCGGCACUGGUGAGCAAGGACUCCUUUGUCAGAAUCGAUGUGAAUACACCUUCCAUGGAGGAGAAGUCAUGUGACGACAUAGAUCCAGGGGAAUUCUCUGAGUGCAGCAACCUGCCUGGAAGGCCUCAUCUGGGAGAUUCUAAAGCUCCAAAGUCACCACCGUUGUUAAAAGAAAUAGCCCUCAGAAGUAAACCUAUAACUGAACAAUACCAAGGACUUGGGAGAUUCUUUACUGUUAAUAACGAUGAAAGACUCAACUUACCUCCUUCUCAUGAAAGCUUAGAAAGCAACCAUUCCUCUACCCAGGUUAUGAUCACAGGAGGCAAAGAAUGGGUUCCAGACAGGAGUAUAAGUUCACAUGCGGACAGCGUGGUUACCUCAGGUGUCGUGCAGAAUCCAUCACCAAAUAUGAAGUCACAAAAGAGAGUUCAGAAAUCACAUCGACCUUCAACAGCAAAUUUGCCACUUUCCAGCUCUGUUAAGAAAAGUUCCUGCCUUUUAUCCCCUCGUCCUCGAUCCAGCACAAUUGCUGCCGGGCCACCAUCUAGAGCAGCUUCUGCAAUCUCCGAAAUUGAGUAUGUUGAUAGGACAGAGCACAAUGAGCCUUCCUUAGAUAACGCUGCAGAUCUGCAAGCCUUAGACUCCCUACAAGAAGAGUUAAACGUGCUGAGAAAUCUGGCAGAUCCUUCAGAAAGAUUUAGCAGUCCAGCCUCAGAAGAGCUACCAGCGUCCAACAAUGACUGGCUGAAUAGAAGGCAGAGUUCCCCCGAGUCUCUUAACACCUCAUUUGCAAGAGAGUCCUGCUCCAUGGAGGAAUUAAGCUUUUCGGGAAAAGAUUCCCCAAUGCGAUCUUUGCUGUCACUUUCUGGGAGCAGCACAGAUGAGGAGGAAGAAGAUUUUCUUGACAAGCAACAUGUCAUCAAACUCCCAUGGUUAAAGAAGAUUUAA